Molecule: messenger RNA, 405 nt
Organism: Diversispora eburnea
Lineage: Eukaryota; Fungi; Glomeromycota; Glomeromycetes; Diversisporales; Diversisporaceae
Source: the annotation of a GenBank genome assembly
AUGAAUAGUGGUUCAAAUGCGUGGGAAUCUGAAAAUGCAAUGCGUGAUGUAUUAAGAUCAGCUCAACACGUUUUAGCCAUAGAUGCAUUUGCAAAUGAAAGUACACUAACAUUCCUUAAGGCUUAUCGUGGUGAAAAUAUCCGAGUGAUUGAUAAUAAAUUUCAGCCUCUUAUAGGUAAGACCAUUGAAUAUCUUCCUGAUCCAAAUACUGGAGCUGAAGCUAUACGAAUAGGGUUUGAGUAUUUGAAGCAAGGUAAAUGCGUGGCAUUUGUUGUAACAAGUUCUAAUAUGGCUCAAGCAUUAGUAGAAAAGGCUUCUAAAUUAUCUUUUAAAGCUCAUGCUUAUUAUGGAGAUAUGGAUGGAAAACAACGAAAAAAUAACUUUUUAAAUAUUAAUACUACUUGA